Molecule: messenger RNA, 8744 nt
Organism: Delphinapterus leucas (beluga whale)
Lineage: Eukaryota; Metazoa; Chordata; Mammalia; Artiodactyla; Monodontidae
Source: RefSeq, a predicted model, not a curated record
CAGGUGUCUCGAGACCAUGAGAGCCAUGGCAGCAAGUCCACGGCUCCCACCCAGGCUCACCCUGGGGCAGGCGCCCACAUGGAAGGGCAGCUGGACCCACAGCACCUGAACUGCUUUCCCAGCAUGCUUUCCCUGCGCCUGUGGGAUUUGAAUUCACACGAGGGCAAGUUUGCCUGUGAUGCUGACUCCUGCAUUUCCUCUCUCUGGGCCUCAAGAUUUAAAGGAUUUUAUCGGUCAAACAGCACUGCCUUUUACCAAGUCAUCAUUUAUGAAGUAUACCUUUCUCCCUAUUUCAUGUACUGCCGAGUUGCACAUACCUAGCAGUUAGAGCUUCUGAACAACAUGACAAAUAGGGUUCCCACCCUGGAGUGGUUUAAUGGCUCCAAAACCCAAGACACUUGCCCCUUGAGCCAGGCGUUGCGGAGGGGAUGAUUUGUGAGGUGUUACUUGAAAUCCUGAAAAUGACUUUAGGAGAUUGCUAGCCUCGGGGAACCCAGUAUGAAAACCACUGACCACACUCCUCCUCCCUGAGCGGAAAUCCUCCGGAUCAGAGUCCUUCCCUCUCAGGGUCUGAGAGAGCAGGGCAAGGAGGCAAGGGGAGGAACCGCCGUGUGUCAGGCCUGGCGUGAGAAGCCCUACAUACGUUAUUUAUCAUUUAAUCCUCAGUCCUCUGAUUUUCUGAGCAGGUCAGCAUUCCUGGCCCCAUUCUGCAGACACGAAAGCAAAGACCCAGGGAGCUUACGUGACUUGUCCACUGGCCCCGGGGCUAGAAGGAGGUGGAGCCAGGACCCGUGUGACCCUGCAGCCCCACUGUCACUGCCACCCUCCGCUCCGGGACUCUGUGGGCUCCGUGGAAUGGGGAAACCUCAGUGGGCCUUUCACCCCUGGCCCCAGGGAGGGCAUGGCCUUUCCAUUUAGCAGAGAUCCGCCCCCUCCGUCUCCUUCAUAAGUGCCUUUCGAACAUCUUUUCUGAGGAACAGCCAAGCCUUUGUACCUCCAUGGUCUGCAGUUUCUUCUCAAUCCGCCUUACAGAGACUAUGUUCCACUCUCCUUAGAAGUAAAUUAGGGCACUGCGUGGUGAUGGGCUUAGCGUCCAAAAGGCUCCGUGGGUGGGUGGAGCCAACACCCAGAUCCAGGCAGCGAUUGGAGGUGCCAUGUGUCUGUCACUUUUGUCUGGCCAAUUGGCCGUGGAGGUGUGUCCCCACAUUCAGGAGCCCCUGUGGCUGGUGGAGCUAGCAGUUGUUGGUCUUUUGAUUUUAGCCUGGCCGUGGGCGAUGACGCAGGAGGCCGUCUCUCUGGCCACUGGGAAAUAAAAUGGCAUAAGAGGUGUGAAGACGAGCCUGAAUUUUGGAGGAAAAUGGAUGAAUGGGGCGAGGGAAUUAGCAUUCAUUGAAAAUGAUGAUGUGGCUCCGGAUUAAGACAGACAUGGGUUCAAAUCCUGGUUCAGGCACUUCUAUGCUGUGUGACCUAAGACAAGUGAUUCCAUCUCUCUGAAGCUCAAUUCCCUCGCCUGAACAAAGGGAAAUGACAUUACCUAAAUCCAGGAGCCUUACGAGGAUUCAAUGAGAUUGUGCAUGUUCCUUGGCACAUAGUAAGAGCUCAAGGGCAGCCAGCUGCCAUACACCAAGCUCUGUUCUCAGUAUUUUCCAUACAUUAUGAGAAAGGCAUUAUUUUUUAUACUAAUUUUAAAGAAAAGGAAACUCGGAUGUAUACAGUUCAAGAACUUACCCCAGGCCACCAGCUAAGCAACUGGGAUGUGAUCCUCUGUCAGGCUGCAAAGCCCUCUGUCCGCUCUGCACCCUGCCCUGGAGCUGACGCCUGGGCUUCCCUGUCUCCAUCCACCCUCCAGCUCACAUCAUCUCUUUUUCUACCUGCUUCACCUUUGAGGUUGUCAGAGGCUCUUCCCAGGAGACACAUCACCUUUUAUUGCACUCGUCUGGGAGCCCAGCACUCCAUAAGCCACCCAUUAGAUGUAAUCUCUAAUGAAUGUGGUACAUAAUAAAUACAGGUAGCCCGUUUAUGAGCUGCCAUAUUUAUUAUGCCCCUUAAAUGCCAGAGAGCCAGAGCCAGCUGAAGCCGGAUCAGACCCUGGAGAACAGCUUUGCCUGGGCCCCCAGAGCCUGGCCCCCCUGCAGACUUCUCAGCAUCUCACUGGGGCCGCCCCUCCUGCCCUCUAAAAGCCCACCCAAGUCAGAGCCUGAUGGCAGGAACUGACAGCCCAUCAAACUCCAUCUCCAUCGUUCUGCAGAUGAAGGCACUGAGGCCAGAGAGAGGAAGUGACUUGCAGAGCUGGAGCUUGGGGCUCCAGACUCCCAGUCCAGUGCUCUUUCUGCCCUGCUGUCUGCCUGAACAGUGGUCCCUGGACCAGGUGGAGCACAGGAUCUGAAGUGAGCUGAGGGGCAUGCUUACAAGCUCCAGGAUGUUGGGCACCUUCACCUCCCUGAGGCUCAGUGUCCUCAUCUGUAAAAUGGGCACAGUGCUUCCUGCCUCAUGCGGUUGUUGAAAGAUUCAGGACAGUCACUUCAUGGAGCUGGAGCGUGGCUGGCAAAGAGUCGGUACUCAAUGAAUGUUCUUUCCUGUCCUCUUCCCCCUUUCCAAGGACGACAGGGUCUCAGCAGAUGUAUGGAGUUGCAUCAGCCAAGUGCCCAAGGGAGAGGGGGUCAGCAUGCCGUGCCUAGGGUGCAAGUCUUUGCCCUGGGGUCCUGAUCUCAUGGUCAGUGACUAUGUCAUAGCCCUAUGACUGUAAAGUUAGGUGUGUUCCUAGUAAGAGCUGUUCGCCCCACUCUGAACCAGGUGCCGUGGAGAGCCCUGACAUAGGACGUCUCAUUUAAUCCUCACAACGCACCAGGAUGCAGGUCCUAAAUGCCCACUUUCAGAUGAAGAAGCUGCGGCCCAAGAUGUUAAGUCACUUACCAAAGACACAGAGGUAGAGAGGUGUGACGAGCCAGGAUUGGAGCCCAGGGGGAGCACCAUGGAAGGCGACUGUCUGAGCUGCAUGAAGUAUCUGAUGUUUGUAUUCAAUUUCUUCAUAUUUCUGGGUGGGGCCUGCCUGCUGGGCAUCGGCAUCUGGGUCAUGGUGGACCCCACCGGCUUCCGGGAGAUCGUGGCCGCCAACCCCCUACUCAUCACGGGCGCCUACAUCCUCUUGGCCAUGGGGGGCCUGCUUUUUCUGCUCGGCUUCCUGGGCUGCUGCGGGGCCGUCCGGGAGAACAAGUGUCUGCUGCUGUUGUUCUUCCUGUUCAUCCUGAUCAUCUUCUUGGCGGAGCUCUCGGCGGCCAUCUUGGCCUUCAUCUUCAGGGAGAACCUCACCCGCGAAUUCUUCACCAAGGAGCUCACCAAGCACUACCAGGGCAACAACGACACAGACGUCUUCUCUGCCACCUGGAACUCGGUCAUGAUCACAUUUGGUUGCUGUGGGGUCAACGGGCCUGAAGACUUUAAGUUUGCAUCAGUUUUCCGACUCCUGACUUUGGAUAGUGACGAGGUGCCGGAGGCCUGCUGCCGGAGAGAACCCCAGAGUCGGGACGGGGUCCUGCUGAGCAGGGAGGAAUGCCUCCUGGGAAGGGACCUGUUCCUGAACAAGCAGGGCUGUUACACGGUGAUCCUCAACGCCUUCGAAACUUACGUCUACCUGGCCGGAGCCCUCGCCAUAGGGGUGCUGGCCAUCGAGGUAAGUAAAGGCCCCCGCUUCUGUGGCUCCUCAGAAGCAAGACAGACACCUACACAGGGUCUCAGGCAGAUCCCCCAUGGCCUGCACCCCCAGCCUGCCUCCGUCUCCAGGUCCUUAACCCAGGACCCAGUGGGUCCCCACUGCAGGGACGAUGGGCAGGUAAGCCCAGCCGUGCCUAUCUGCUGCCCGCGAGUCACCCUGGGACUCUGGACACAUCUGAGCAAGUCUGUGGGCAGUGGGCAUGGACAGGCCCUGAGAGUCGCUGCCCUCACCCCUACCCACGGUCCAGAGUGAACUCUGACUGAAGGAUCAACGCAGCUGAUUUCAGGGAGGGGCCACAGCCUGUGCUUCUAGAUCAGGCCCAUUCUCUGUGGGGUGUUCAGGGCCUGCGGGGCCUUGAGGACCUCACAAGCGCACGUUGAGCCCCAGAGGUGAAGACAGAAGGGCCCUGAGCCCCCUCAAACGUAAGGCAGCCGCAGACUCUUGGAGCCACCACUAGGUGGCGCUUUGGCCAAAGGGCAGAGCUGCCCCCUUCCCUUCCUUCUACCACCCUCUCCCGGAUCUCAAACCCGCUGCCCUGGGAGGUUGGACGGAGGGCUUUGCCCAGGCCCGCCCAUCUCAAGAAAGGGGCUGCCAGUCUUCGGCCAGUCAGGAAGUGAAAUCAGGCCACCCUAUCCUCAGCCUUCCCCCUCCCACCUGGCACCAUUAACAUGGUCUUGCUUAGCUGCUUACUGUGUCCUGCAGCCCUGCUUAGAGCAGUUUUGUGGAGACUUGAGGAUGGGGAGAGGGAGGGGUCAUUCAUUCAUUCGUUCUUCAAGCAAAGAUUGAGCCCCUACUGUAUGCCAACGCUAUUCUAGGUGAACAAGUCCUCUCCUAGGAGGAAACAAUGAACAAGAAACACAAAUCAGUACCAGACCCCCUGGGAAAACGCAGGCGUGGGUCCCCUGCAGGAAGAACAUGGGCUUCUAGAGUUCACCUUCCAGCUCUGCCUCGCCCCACGCACAGGAUGCCCGAGCCACAGUUUCCUUAUCUGCAACAUGGUGCUAAAAGCCUGCUCCUAGGGCACGGUGGGGCUUACAGGUGCCGGGGACUACGUGCCUGGCGUGUAAUAGGGGCUCGCUAAGCAAUGCCUGUGUUCCUGACCUACUGCCCUCACACCCAGCCCGCAAGCCCAGCUGUGGCCUCUGUGCCAGGCAGAAUGAUUCGGGGACCUUUUGCAAGAGCUCUGGCACAGGGGCAUCAGCCAGUCUGAAGAAAUGGGCAUCUCUGAGUCAGGGUCUCUACACACCCCACUACCCCAGGGCCCUUAGACAGGUGUUCAGUGAUUGUGCUCCUAGCUUGGAGAAGGGCUGCAUCUUCCUUGUCUAUUAGUAACAAUCCUGGUAACUUCUAAUUAAGCAUCUACAAUAUAACAGGGCUCAUUACAUCGUUAAUUGCCUUAGACUUCAAUCUCGCCUCCUUCCUGUGAGUUGGAAGGAGGCGAGUGCGGGGGCUAGGAGCAUGGUCUCUGGAGUCAGAAUACCUAGACUCCAAUCCUGGAUCCUCCAUUUGUAGCUGUGUGACCUUAGGUGGGUUACCUGACCUCCCUGUGUCUCACUUCCUGGUCUGUGAAAAUGUUUCUGAGACAGCACUUAGAACCGUGCCCAGCACAUGGUAGACUCUUGAUACAUACUCAGGCCCAGAGAAGGGAACUGAGUAUUGGCCCAAGUUUGCUGCUGGCAAAUAAGGGAGCUGGAUUUGAACCCAUGUCCAAGGCCCCUUUCUUUUCAUGACUACACGGCAUGAAGGGGACCAGUGACUGGCAAGAGGGGCUUGCCCUCAGGGCAGUGUCAGGAGUGCCAGCAGCAGGAGUGUUCUAAGAGUGAUGGGGGAGCCCCUUCCUGUCCCAGAGCAGACAGCCCCUUCUCGUUGGGGAGGGUCAGCCCCCUGGAGGGCUGUGAGCCCAGCCUGACAAGCAAACUCCUACUUUCUUUGCAGCUUUUUGCCAUGGUCUUUGCCAUGUGCCUCUUCCGGGGCAUCCAGUAGAGGGUGUGGCCUGAAGAUUGAAGACUCACCCCACCCACCACUGCCCAGCACCCAAUGCCCUCCCCUCCCCCUCGCCCCUGCCCUCUUGGCCCCGGGGAAGGAGGUGAGGCCAUGAUGAGUGGCUAGGAAAUGGGGCAGAGGAAAAUAGCUAUUUUUUUAACAAAAAAAAAUGAAGGCAAAACCAUGGACUGAUGUAGCCCAUCUGGACUCCGGAACGGGCGCCAUGGGGUUCUCCGCGGGGGCCCGGGCACCUGAACCCAGGAUGCAGCCUGCACUAGAGACCAAAGCAACACCAGGGCCAGGCCCCCUCCUUGGUGCAGCCAGAUCUGGCAGCCCGGGACCUGCGCCCUCAACUCACAGCUUCAGGAUCUGGUGCCAAGGAAGUAAUAAGGAUUUAGGCAAGAAGGAGGCAAAAGAAAAUUGUGGAGAAAGGUUGGCAAAGCCCACGGGCGCCGAGGAGACCUGGUCACCAUGUCCUUGAGGACGUGGAACCUACGUGGAGUCCCCGGUCCUCCGAGGAUGGAGUUGUCCCUGCCUCAGGCUGGGGCCAAGAGUGGGCUGCAGAUGCUGGGUCCAAGGAUGGCCCAGCCAGUAGGGUCCGUGCUUCCCCAUCUGUUGGAGCAAAUAAUCUGGAAAGCCCAGAGAGGAGCAGUUUCUCAUCCACAGUCACACAGCACGUGCGUGACAGUUCUGAACAAGAACCCCGCCAUCCCCAGGCUGCCUGUCACUCCUUCCAGGGUUCUGUUGGUCCCAGCAGACCUACUGCUCACACCCCUCCCUGGCCUCUGCAUCCUGGUUUCCCCAGAAGAGAGCGGGCAAGCUGGUCAGGAACUGCCUCUUCCCGGCUCCACAGCUAAGAAAAUUCUGGACUCUGCCCUCCCUGCUCUCCCUGCCACCUCCCCACACUUUUCUCUAAGUCCCAGGAACACACACACAUGCACACACACCACAGCCCGUUUUCUACACUGCCCACCUUUCCUCCACCAACUCCACCAAUUCCCUGGCCCCCAGCGCUGGAAGGAACCCCCAAGAUCAUCUGGUUCUCCUCUCCUCACUCAGAACUGCCACUCAGAUGUCUUCCACAAGAUCCCUGCCAAGACUUCUCCACCUUCUUCUUGCACACCUCCAAGGACGCGGAGCUUACUACCUCCCAAGACAGGCUUCUCUUUGGACUGCUCUGACUUUAACAUCAGCUCAAUACACGGAAGAGGUUCCUGUUUUCCUGUGGUUCUGUCCAUGGCAUCCCACUUGCUCUCCUUGAGCCCCGUUAUUUCCAGGCUAAAGAACCCCAGGGCACCUCAUCAUUUCUUCUGUGACACGGUUUUCCUGUCGCUUCGCUGUCCAUAGCACAUUUCUGAGUGUUUCCUCCAGGAUCUGGCAGGGAGAGGUUUCCCCACAGACUCACUCACACCCACACAGCACCCACAAAUCAGCCCCUCAUGUGCAGGUCUCAAAUUCUAGACCAGUGUUAGCAACUCUAUUGCAAGAUGCCUCGACCCUGAUCAAUCAGGAGUGGCUGCCAGAGGCUGUGCGGAGAACCUGAGGCUUGGUCUGGGCUCAGUGGGGGAGGACAGUGUAAUCUUGAUUAGUGAUGUCUGCCAAACAACUCAAGCUUGUUGAGGGAUGGGUGUGGAAGGGACAGUAUGGUGCCUGCUCUCCUCUCUUCAUUGUCCCUCUUCAGGGUCUGGGAAGAGCCCAUUCUAUCUCAAAGGCCCUGUGCCAGCUUCCAGCCUCCCCUCCAGCUUUCCAGCCACUGGGAGACAGAGCAGUGGCCUAGAGCCCAGCGCUCCCCUGCUCUGCCACCUACCCCCUUCUGAGAUGGGGCCGGAGCUCUGUGCCUGCUGUAAAGAUUUGGUUUGCCCCUCCCCCCAUUUCUCCCCUUCCCCCUUGCACUCUGCUGUCCUCACCAGUCCUGGCCCAUUGUGGGCUGGGUCUUUCCAGAUUGUCCCUGUAUCAGUCUGCCCUGGCAACUCCAUAAAUGAUGUUAUGAACUCCCUAGCGACUGGGCAACCCCAGGACCCAGGGGGCCGUGCAGCUUGUACCCCAGCGCAGGUCUCUAGACCACCCACAAAUUGGCUUCAACUUCCUGGCAGAGGCAAAGGGCUGGUGUGUGGUUGACAAAAAAAAAAAGAAAAAAAAAUCAGGCUGGCUAGGCAGGGCUUAGGGUCAAAUUGGGCAGCUGUGUGACUUCAGUCCAGGGGCGCCCCAGGCGUCAGGGCGACCCAUCUGGUCCCCACUGCCCAGGAGAAUCUGGGGCCUUCAAGGUAAGAAGAGCCGGGCAUCGGGCACCACCUCCUCCGGGCCCCCGAGAAGAAAGGCUGGUCGUUGAGGAACACCUGGGGGAGGCGGGUUUGAGGGCAGAUGUAAGACCCUAAUCCCCAAGGGCUCUCCAGAAAGGGGCCAAGGAGCCCUGAUCUGCCCCCGCUGACCACGUUCUGGGGCCGUAAAGGGGAAGCAGGCGUCUCUGCUCUGUAGCAUUAACGCAGGCUGGUAGCUAUUUGCAAGGCUCCCAGCGGCCGUUCUCGGGGACACGAGAAGGCAAAGGCCAGCAGCCACAGUCCCUAAUAGGUGCAGAUGGCAAUUUGGGGGCUGCUGGGGGAGGCGGGAGGGUAGGAAGUCUCUGUGCUGAGACUUCCUGACCCUGCUAACAGGCCAGGUGCCAGGGGAGACCUUGCACUUGGUCACAUACCCCGCCCAGCACCGAAGGCCACCUUCUCUGCUUAGUGGCUGGGCACUGGGGCCCCUCCCCAGCCUCCCUUGUCCCCUCUCUCCUCUCCAUGCCUAAGGGGCCCAGACAGAAUCCCCCAAACCGGCCGAGGCCCAGCACCCCCAUCUCCCUAGAAGCCCCCUCUUCCCCUCCCCGGUGGGUCCUAUGUCUAAAGUCUAUUUUGAAAACUAAGUGUUCCUUGCGGUAGGUAGCAGAGCUAAUUUAUCAAGUUUAUUUCCUGUGAGCCUCCCUUUUUUAUAUUCUAUAUCAAGAGGAGUUUUUGUAAUAUAAAGCAGGACGCCCACACUGAUGGUUUUGCACUGGUUUUUGUGACUGUUUCUU